This is a messenger RNA of Aspergillus calidoustus, 8088 nucleotides long. NCBI's taxonomy places the organism in Eukaryota, Fungi, Ascomycota, Eurotiomycetes, Eurotiales, Aspergillaceae. The record is from the annotation of a GenBank genome assembly.
CUAUACGGCGCCGUACACCCGUCCUGAAACAACAAGGAUGCCCCUGUCCUGCCUGUCCUUGGCCGAGAACAAGUGCCUGAGGCAGAAGCACGGAAAGAGAGGUUCGUUAGUCGAAGACAAGGACAGCUGGAGGACAGCUGGAGGACAGCUGGAGAACUACGAGAAGUACCACUAGAUUUCUCAGCUUUCUUAACGUUUAUGAGCUAAAGUAGGAUAAAAAGCCGUUCUUAUGCUUUUGAGAAGUCGUCGCGGUGCUGAAAAAGAAGUUUGGGAGUAAACUCGAAAUUUGUGGUCAAAUAUAUAUUUCCUGUCCAAGUUGCAUUGGGUCUGCAUGAUGGUUCUAGUUUCAACAAACUGUUCAGCCCACUCCUAUACAACGAUGAACACGUCAAAUCCACACUGGUGACUGCUGAUUGAACUCCCGUCGAGUUCCCUGCGAUUAGAAUCCAUGUGUAGCUAUUUCUGGAGCCCGGAGAGACCUUCCGACGGUCUUUGUUAUCGCUCUUUGUUGUUGCCCGAGGGAUUCUUCGUCGUUCUCGAAGCCCGUCAACCACGGCAGAGUACCUUGGUCUUUGUGAGAUUUUCGAUCCGAAUGCUUCUUUGGUUCUCGCCUUGCUUCCAGUCAGAUUGAAAAGCCCAAGAUGCUAAGAAUAGGUCAUCGUUGAUGAAGCCCCGCCUUGUAGUGUUUUGGUCGGCCUUUCCUGUUCGGGAUGGUCUGUUUUGAGAUUUCCAGAUCGGGCUGGCGGAACGGAGUAACACGGCCUCCGGAGGCGGCCAGAGACUGCAUUUCAAGAGGGCGCUGGUCGCAAGCCCAAGUCGAGCGCGUUAACAACAAAGAACCAACAACACAAUCAUCGAGGGGCUCGUGGAGGAAACCGCUGUUCUGUCGCUCCUUAUAUCCCCCGUUUCUUCAAAGGACUCCACGCUUGGGCGGGCGACUUCUUUGUCUCGCUCCUCUUCUUUUCUCGUCAUUCGUUACCGCCGACUCUCGAUUUCCUUCUUCAUUCGAGUGCUUCCCUGUGUUUCCAGUUAUUUCAGUCAAGAUGUCGAGCGAUGAAUCUGAUUCCUUCGUGGAAUCCGUCUACGAAGACAGUGCUAGCUCCUCCGACUUUGAACCUGAAGAAGCUCCCAAACCCAAGAAAGCUAUGAAGAAAGCGUCUCCGAAAAAGGCUUCUCCGAAGCGAGCGAAGCAAGCGAAGACUACGACAAAGACAGCCGCGAAGGGGAAGAAGCGGGCGAAGCCUGACAGCGAAGACGAAAUGUCCGACAAUGAUAAUCCGCUUGACCACGACUCCGUGCUCUCGCAAACCCCACCGAAAAAGACCCAAAAGACUGCCACCGCGAAAAAGGCAGGGGCCAAACCACUCGCCGAUAUUGAGAAUGAAUCGUUCACAAUGGAGGGCAGUGUGGAACCAUCCAAGGAAGAAGGAAAAGCGUCCGACAAGUACAAAAUGCUCUCACAUCUCGAGCAUAUUGUCAAACGUCCGGACACAUAUAUCGGUUCUGUUGAGCGAACAACACAGGAGAUGUGGGUUUACAGCUCGGAGCACGAUGGAAUGGAGUUUCGUGAAGUCUCCUACGUCCCUGGUCUCUACAAGAUCUUUGACGAAAUUGUGGUCAACGCCGCCGACAACAAGCAGAACGACGACAGCAUGGACGAGAUUCGCGUGACAUACAGCCGGGAGACUGGAGAAAUCAGUGUCUGGAACAAUGGUAAAGGUAUCCCGGUUGAGAUGCACGAAGAGCAGGAGAUGUAUAUUCCCCAAAUGAUUUUCGGCAACCUCUUGACAUCCUCCAACUACGAUGACGACAAGGCAAAGAUCACUGGUGGUCGCAACGGUUUUGGUGCCAAGCUUUGUAACGUCUUUUCGACCGAGUUCACAGUCGAAACCCAGGACUCUCGGGUCAAGAAGCGAUACAAGCAAACCUGGACGAAGAACAUGACCGUAUUCACCAAGCCAACUAUCACUGCCGCCAAAGGCUCGGACUAUACCAAAGUCACAUUCAAACCUGAUUAUCCAAAGUUCGGCAUGGACGGUAUGGACGACGAUUUCGAAGCUCUUCUUAAGCGUCGAGUUUAUGAUUUGGCUGGUACAACACAAGUGGCUGUGAAGCUCAAUGGAACCAAAGUUCCUGUCAGGAAUUUCAAGAAGUACAUGGAGAUGUACACCAAAGCUAUUCGUCGGGAGCGCGGCGACGAUGACUCCAAGAGCGAUACGAUCAUCACCUGCAACCCUCAUCCAUUUUGGGAAAUUGGGUUUGCCGUGUCCGAUGGCUCCUUCAAGCAGGUGUCGUUCGUCAACUCCAUCGCGACAACUUCUGGAGGUACUCACGUCAACUACAUCGCGGACCAGAUCUGCGGGAAGCUGGCCGAGUCACUCAAGAAGAAGAAGGGAACAGGUGCGACUUUGAAGACUGCGCAAAUUCGCAACUACGUUUUUCUGUUCGUGAACGCGAAGAUUGUCAACCCGGCUUUCAAUUCCCAGACAAAGGAGCAGCUGACCACGAAAUCAACCCAAUUUGGAAGCAAGCCCGUCCUUGACGAGGCAUUCCUGAAGAAAGUUGCCGGCACCGGUGUCUUGGAUUCUCUGCGUAAAUUCGCUGAUCACAAGGCCGAUUUGAUGCUGAAGAAGUCCGACGGUGGCCGCCGAUCGCGCAUGAACAACCCGAAGUUGACCGAUGCGAACAAGGCUGGAAGCAAGGACGGCUAUCGCUGCACCCUUAUCUUGACAGAAGGUGACUCGGCCAAGGGUCUUGCCAUGGCUGGUCGCGCGGUUGUUGGCCCUGACCUGUUCGGCGUUUACCCGCUCCGCGGAAAGAUGCUCAACGUGCGCGAUGCGUCUUUCGACCAGAUCUCGAAGAAUCAAGAAAUUCAAAACAUCAAGAACUUCAUGGGUUUACAGCACAAGAAAGAAUAUACUGACACCCGCGGCCUUCGAUAUGGCCACUUGAUGAUCAUGACCGAUCAGGAUCACGAUGGUAGUCAUAUCAAAGGGUUGCUUGUCAACUUCCUCCACGCUCAGUUUCCUAGUCUUUUGAAGAUCCCAGAGUUCUUGAUUGAAUUUAUCACGCCAAUCAUCAAAGUCUGGAAGGGCGAUCCAAAGAAUCCGACCAGACAACACUCAUUCUUCACGAUCCAAGAGUAUGAGAACUGGAAGGAGGAGCAUGCUCAUGAGCGUGGAUGGGAACACAAGUACUACAAGGGUCUGGGUACCAGCAGUACCGAAGACGCCCAGGUUUAUUUCCGUGAUCUGGACCGCCAUCUGAAGGAGUUCCAUACUAUUCAGGACAAAGAAGCCGAACUUAUUGAGCUUGCUUUCUCGAAGAAGAAGGCUGACGACCGUAAGGAGUGGCUCAGGCAGUUCGUUCCCGGCACUUACCUCGAUCACACGGCCGACAAGAUCACGCUAGCUGACUUCAUCAACAAAGAGUUGAUUCAGUUCAGUAUGGCCGAUAACAUUCGAUCAAUCCCUUCGGUUCUCGAUGGUCUGAAACCCGGUCAGCGGAAAGUGCUGUACACUUGUUUCAAGAGGAACAUCAAGAAAGACGUCAAGGUUGUUGAACUGGCUGGUGCUGUCUCGAGUUUGACUGCUUACCACCACGGUGAACAGUCUUUGCAGCAGACCAUUGUCGGCCUUGCGCAGGACUUUGUCGGCUCAAACAACAUAAACUGUCUCGAGCCUAGCGGUAACUUCGGUAGUCGUUUGCAGGGAGGUUCCGACAGUGCCAGUGCGCGUUACAUUUUCACCCGCCUCUCUCCAUUUGCCCGACGUGUCUUUAACGCCCAGGAUGAUCCUUUGCUCACACACAGCGUCGAUGACGGCAAGGUUAUCGAGCCUGAAGUCUAUAUUCCUGUUGUCCCAAUGGUUCUCAUCAACGGUGCGGACGGUAUUGGUACUGGAUGGAGUACGAGUAUUCCCAACUACAAUCCGGAGGAGAUCGUGGACAACCUGCGGCGCAUGAUGGACGGCGAAGAACCCAAGCCUAUGCAGCCAUGGUUCCGAGGGUUCAAGGGCCCGGUUACUCCCAUGGGCAACGACAGGUACAAGUUUGGCGGUAUCGUAAGGGAGCUAUCGGAGAAGGAGGUGGAGAUCACGGAACUGCCGAUCCGAACCUGGACCCAGGAUUUCAAAGACAAGCUCGAGGAGAUCAUAAAGGGUGAAAAGACCCCUUCCUUCAUCAAAGACUACAAGGAUUACAAUACGCACACCGACGUCAACUUCAUUCUUCAGUUGGAUGAGAAAAAUAUCAAGGCUCCCAUGACACAGGAGGUCUUGGAAGAGAAACUGAAGCUUUCCAAGACAAUCGCGACAACCAAUCUCGUCGCCUUCGAUGCCGAGGGGCGUAUCCACAAGUAUGAAAAUGUUGAGGAGAUCCUCAAAGAAUUCUUCACUGUGCGCCUGAAGUUCUACGAGCGCCGCAAACAAUACCAACUUGGCCAGCUGCAGAAGGAACUCGAGAAGUUGACCAACCAAGCACGAUUCGUUCAGAUGAUCAUUGACGGAGAGUUGGUCGUCUCGAAGAAGAAGAAGAGUGUUCUCGUCAAGGAGUUGAAAGAGAAGGGCUUCAAGCCUUUCCCCAAGGUGUCCGACGCGGCCAAGGCGGGCGAGACAGAGAGAGUCCUUGAAGCAUCCGACGACGAGUCGGCCGAAAACGAAGACGAUGCCGAUGAUCUUAGCCACGCCUAUGAUUACCUGUUGGGUAUGGCUAUCUGGUCCUUGACUCAAGAACGUGUCGAAAAGCUCCGCCGCCAGAUUGGCGACAAGGAAGUCGAGAUCGACGUGCUCAUCAAGCUGUCCAAGGAAGACAUGUGGAAGCGUGACCUUGACGACUUCAUGAACGAAUGGAAGUUCGCUCUCGAGGACCAAAGCACCCGGCGCAAGAAGUAUGAAAAGAUGGGCCGACGCACAUCUAUGAAGCUCGCGACUGGUGGUGGCCGUGGUGGCGGCAAGAAGCGCAAGGCAGCAGCUGACGAUGAUUCCGCUGACGAAGAUUUUGCCGCUCCGAAGUCCAGAAAGAAGGCUGUCAAGAAGGCUGCGGAACCGAAAGGCGGGAUCAUGAGUUUCCUAAGCAAGCCCCUCAAGAAGGCCUCGCCUGCACCCAAGGAGGAUGAUGGCUCGGACGAUGACUUUGACAUGGACGAAAUCCUUCCGAAGAAGAAAAGGGCUGCCGCAACAGCCUCCCCCAAGCCCAAGGACAACGACGGAGAUGUCAACAUGGAUGACGACUCGGACAUCGAAGUCGUCCCAAAGAAGAGUCGGGCGGCUCCUAAGGCGGCGGCGAAAGGUCGACCUGCCGCCAAACCAAAGCCUAAGGAUGAGGAUGACGAUGAGCUUGACGAUGAUGAUUUCAUGGAGAUCACCAAGGCGGAGGCGGCGAAGACGGCUCCCAAAGCGGCUCGCGGCGGCCGUAAGGCUGCGCCAAAGUAUACGAUGAGCGAUUCCGACAGCGAUGGCGAGGACUUGCUCGGUGAUGUCAGCAAAAUGGUCAAGGGGAUUGGUGGUGCAGGUGGUUCCGCCUCGGACUCUCGCCAACUCUUCUCUGAACUGUCCCGCCCAGGUACCAGCACUGGUUUGCCGACCAGCGCAAAGGCCUCCAAGUUCUCUAACGACUUUGAUGCCGACGAGACUGACUACAGCAAGCUCAUUCCUCAAAACUCCCCUCGCCGCUCCCUCCAAGUUAAGCCCAAGCAGGCGGCCGACAGCGCGGAUGUAGACGACGAUGACGAGCCUGUCAAACCCGCCAAGGCCAGAGCUCCCGCAAAGGCCAAGUCUGCCAGUGCUGCGGUCAAGCCAGUAGCCGCCAAAGGUCGUGGUCGCCCGAAGAAGGACGCUUCAGUCGCCUCUGCCCCUGCUUCACUCAAACAAACGACCCUCUCGCCAGCGGCGAAAGCAUACGCUUCAAAGCAAGCCAAGGCUACAACCAAGAAGAAGAUCCUCGCCGACGAAAUGUCGGACGAUGAUAUCGAUGCGAUGGCCAACGACAUCCUAGACUCUCCAGCUGGUGUCGCCCCCGCCCGCAAGGCCUCCGCAAGCACUGCGAGCCGACCGUCACGACGCACCAACACCAAGAAGACCUACGUGAUCGAGGAUGACAGUGACAACGGUGGCGGAGAUGAUCUGGAUGAUUCUUUUGACAUGAGCGAUUAAGUGCGUGGUUACUGGUUACGGAUUAUAUGGGUUAGACAGUGGUUUCGCAGCACGUUGAUCGUGUGAAGUAUUUUCAUUCUAUCAAUUCUCUGUUCUAUGGGAUUCUUCAACGGUUGUUUUUUCAUUUAUCAAUCUGUAUCAAUUUUCCAUUUAGUAAAUACAUUGAAUCUAGUUAUUCUAGAAGAGUACGGGAUACUUGAUGCUGAGUCCUAAGUAGCUUACGUCCCGUCGGCUCGAUCGCACUGCAGGAACCGUUGUAUCGCUGCGCUGUGGUGCGGUUACACUGCCUCCACCUCCAGAGAGUCACUCACUCGUCAAGCCAAAAUGAUACCGCUGACUAGAUCCAGCGAAUAUCGACGUCCAUUUGAUGUAAUGCAGCUAACAAGAGAAAAAAGUCACAACCUUGUUCAGUAGUACGGUGAUGCAAGCAAGGAUCCCAGAUCCCAAAGGGUCAACACAAAAAAAGAAAAACAGCAAAAGUGCAGACCGGCCGCCCACCGAAACCACCGUCCAUGCCAUGCACACGAGACAAAUCAAAUCAAGUCAAGCAAGUCAAGAACUCCGUCCAGUCUAUCUAAGCCAGCGACCAGUGCCAAUACCAUAUCCUACGAACCAGCGUCUUCUCUUCCGUGCAACAGAGGUGAGGGAUGAGUGGGUGAGUGAGUGAGUGAGUGAGAACUCUCAAGACGCGGAUCAUUCUUAAUCAGCAUGAGGGCAACGCCAUUCGAUAUAUGAUAGCGUUAUUACGCGAUCGAUAGGAAAAGUGAUCUAAGCAGAAGCCCGUCGCCUCUUCCGCCCACUCCAGAGUGACGAUGACGAGUCUGGUCUUGGUGGGCGAGUGGGCGCCACUGUGUUGUGAUUCUCAGUAGUCGGCGGUGUCACGACGAUAUAAUCAUCAUCAAUGAUAUCGGCGUCGGCAUCAACGUCGCUCCCGAUGGCGUCUUGCAUGUGUAGGCUGAGGAGGGCGUGUGCGGCGCUGACCUCGCACUGAAGCCUGGAGGGGCGUGCGAGGGAUCUUGUGUCGGAUUGAUGGUGACGAUGCCUAAGCUCAAGUCCAUGCUGCUGCUGCUGAUGAUGUCUGUGCUCAUGCCCAUGCACAGCCGGCUGGUCUCUCCCGCGCUUCCGGCUGGGUGUCCCCUUGGCCGCGUUGAAGUCGGGAUCUGCGUCACCGUCUGCAUCCGUGUCCCGGUACGAGUCGGCAUCGUCGGCAUCAGAGGAAGGGGAAGGUCGGUCGUUCGACGAGGAGCUGCUGUUACUACCGGAAUCGAGCGUCGACGUGGUGUAUUCUUCGUCCGAAACGCUUUCGGCGUCGGCGUCGAUUUCGCUCCCGUCUAUACCGUGGAUAUUUCCUCCUCUUGGAUUGUUCGAGGGGGCCGAGCUAGGGAUCCUAGAUGCGGAGAUCGCUGCGAGGACUUGGUGUGGGGAUGGGAGGUGACUGGGGUAGGUAUCCGUGCUGCGCGGGGUAUUCACGGGCGUGAACGUGCCUCGAAUCGGGCUUAUGGGUGACAGACAGUAUGGUUCUGUGCUGCUGCUGGAUUCAGGGGAUGAGCCGUAGCCGAGAGAGCGCUCCGAGGUACCACUGCGGUGAUAGUGAUGGUGGGAUUUCGGGAGGAUGUGGCGGCCCAUGGGGAGUCGGUCUCCCGCGGAGCUCGGGAGGUAUUCGGGCUGAAGGUGUGUCAAGGGUGGUGAGCGGAGCCCGAGGGAACGAUAGUAGUGUGCUCGUUUUGUUGCGUCGCGGACGAUGGCUGGGUCGAUGAUCAUUCGGCCGAAGCGGGAUCGGUCGUUGGGAUGCACGCAGAGUUUUGGGAAGUCGGCGCCGAAGAGAGGCGUGAGCGCGUAACGGAUUUUCCAGCAGAAGGUCGUCGAGACGGCUUUGGCGGCUUCAAAGGGCAUCCAGUAGCCUUGAAGGAGCGGUUAGGUGGGACGCGUUGGGAUGGAU